GAUAUCAAUGCCAUGAGACCAGACCACGGCUACCUUCUUUUUCCAACAAAUACUAAUACCACGUGGACCCACCUGAACACUUCAACUCAGUAAAAUAAAAUCCAGCCUCUCUUAUUUCUCUGCCCUGUUUUUCUACCUUAAUACUCUGCUUCUUCAACUUCCCAUGGCUUCUCUAAAUUCCUCCAUUUCUUUGUAACACUACCAAAGAAAAACCUCAAAUUCUCAAAAAUUAUCAAUCCAUGGAGAACUACUCUUAUUCUUCAUACCCAGAUUCUGUUAAUUCAUCCCCACGUUCCCGCGAAAUCGACUGCGAAAACGCUUCAUGGGAUGAUCAACCACCUUCUUCAAAUUCAAAUUACAAGGUCAAAUUCAUGUGCAGUUAUGGUGGUAAAAUACUACCGAGACCCCAUGAUAAUCAGCUCGCUUAUGUCGCCGGUGAAACUAAAAUUCUCUCUGUUGAUCGGAAUAUCAGAUUUUCGAAUCUUGUUGCUAAGCUUUCGUUGAUUUCUGAUUGUGAUGUUUGCUUUAAGUAUCAAUUACCUGGUGAAGACCUUGAUGCUUUGAUUUCAGUAACUAAUGAUGAAGAUUUAGAGCAUAUGAUGCUUGAAUAUGAUCGUCUUUAUAGGGGUCCUGCUAAACCGGCGAGGCUCCGGUUGUUUUUAUUUCCGUUGAGUACUCCGGCGACGAGUACUUUUGGUUCUACUGACUCGAAAACUGAGAGUCAGUGGUUUGUUGAUGCUUUGAAUUCUGUUCAGUUGCAAAAUUUGGAUGUGAAUUCACCGACGGCUGUUUCGUCGGCACCGGCGCCGGCGAAUAAUCCGGAUUUUCUGUUUGGGUUGGAUAAAGGGCAAGUUCAACAACAACAACCUCCACCGGUGAAGCUACAAGACCCAACUCCACCACCGCCGGUGCCGGAGGUUUUUGUUAAGGAUUUUGCUGGUUCCGAUACUGGAUCGGAAGAUCGGCAUAUCAUCGGAGAAAAUGUUAUCUCGCCGGCGGAUUAUCAGAGACAGAUUCAUGAAAUGCAGAGGCUGCAGCAGCAUAUUUCUAAUCAAGAACAAGCUAUGUAUAACAGGAAGAUUGAGGAAUCUAUUCCGCGAAUGUAUCCCGGAGAAUACUACCAGCAAAAAGCUCCGCCGCCGCAACAGACGGCGGUGCCGGUGACGAAUUCGGCCAGUUUUUGGCAGGAACGUCAUAUGACUACUGGACCAUACCCUGCAUCAUCAGUGCAAACUGAACAGCCUGUAUAUAUAGUUCAAACGCCCGCCGGAGUUUAUCAAACUCCGGCUAUGCGACCGGUGACCAACCAAAUGGGUGGUCAGGCUUAUUACGGCAUGCAGCGCGUGAUGCCGGAGGUUUACCGGGAACAGCCGAUGUACGGCGGAGUUCCACCACAACCAACAAUUCAACAGCAGCAAAUGGGAGGAGCUUACACGUCGGAAAAUAUGGGGAUGGUGCGGCCACACGCGCCGCCAGAGCCAACAUAUACACAAGUUGGGUAUGACAGUGUAGGGAGACAGGUGUAUUAUACUGCACCGGCGGGUGUUAUGCAACAGCAAAUGCAGCAUCCAGCAGUGGCAGGCUUGCCAAUAAUUCUACCAUCUGGAUUCAACGCGCCACCACUCUGCCUCCCAUCCCCCGCCGCUGCAGCGGCGGGGGAUGGGAGGCAGAGUGGUGGCGCGUUGAAUCCAGAUGGUAGAAUUAUUGGCAAGCCUUGA
Solanum tuberosum (potato) is the source of this 1718-nucleotide messenger RNA. RefSeq lists its product as uncharacterized. The coding region runs from base 240 to 1718 and encodes 492 amino acids. The transcript is spliced from 2 exons. The record is from RefSeq and is a predicted model, not a curated record. Gene Ontology annotation, molecular function: protein binding. NCBI's taxonomy places the organism in Eukaryota, Viridiplantae, Streptophyta, Magnoliopsida, Solanales, Solanaceae.